Molecule: messenger RNA, 518 nt
Organism: Drosophila subobscura
Lineage: Eukaryota; Metazoa; Arthropoda; Insecta; Diptera; Drosophilidae
Product: neo-calmodulin-like
Exons: 1
Coding region: 38-484 (148 amino acids)
Molecular function (GO): enzyme regulator activity; calcium ion binding
Source: RefSeq, a predicted model, not a curated record
AAAUUUACUUUUAAAGCAAAAGAAACAAUAAGAAAUCAUGGAUGUUAAUCUAACACCCGAACAAAUUAAAGAGAUUCGGGAUGCUUUCUCCGUUUACGACAGAGAAAACACUGGAUCAAUCACCUGCCGCGAGCUGGGUGUCGUUCUGCGCUCCCUGGGACAGACGCCCACGGAGGCCGAGCUGUACGACAUGAUCGAGGAGGUCGACGCAGAUAGCAGCGGUUCGAUUGAGUUUGUGGAGUUUCUCCAGAUGAUGGCCAAGAAGUAUCAGGUGCUGAACCUGGACGAGUCUGUGAUGGCUGCCUUCCGCGUAUUCGAUAGCGAUGAAGAUGGAUAUAUAACGGUGCAGGAGAUGCGCAGCGUUAUAGACAGUCUGGGGCAGAAGAUGAGCGAUCAGGAGUUCGAUGAUAUGUUCCGAGUGGCCGAUAGGGACAAUGAUGGGCAACUGAGCUUCGCGGAGUUCCUCCAUGCAUACAGAUCCUAGUCCCUGACUGAAUUACAUAUUUUGAUUCACUUUA